Messenger RNA from Cephus cinctus (wheat stem sawfly), 666 nucleotides. RefSeq names its product 60S ribosomal protein L12 (gene RpL12). NCBI's taxonomy places the organism in Eukaryota, Metazoa, Arthropoda, Insecta, Hymenoptera, Cephidae. The transcript has 4 exons. Gene Ontology annotation, cellular component: ribosome; cytosolic large ribosomal subunit. The record is from RefSeq and is a predicted model, not a curated record. Gene Ontology annotation, biological process: translation. The coding region runs from base 125 to 622 and encodes 165 amino acids. Gene Ontology annotation, molecular function: large ribosomal subunit rRNA binding; structural constituent of ribosome.
UGACGCACUUCCGUUCCUUUUAUAUUGUGGCUGGAGGUGACCGCGUAGUGGCGACCGUUUCUCCAAGAAGAAAUCUAAUUUCAUCGGGUUAAUUUCGUACAGAUAUUAAACUAAAGCAGUCACAAUGCCUCCCAAGUUUGACCCGAAUGAAGUCAAGAAAGUGUUCUUGAGAUGCGUCGGUGGUGAAGUCGGAGCAACCUCGUCUCUUGCUCCAAAAAUUGGUCCCCUCGGUUUGUCUCCCAAAAAAGUUGGUGACGACAUUGCCAAAGCUACGAGUGACUGGAAGGGUCUUAAAAUCACUGUGCAGUUGGUGAUUCAAAAUCGUCAGGCUACCAUUUCAGUUGUGCCCUCUGCAGCUUCGCUGAUCAUAAAAGCCCUGAAGGAACCACCUAGGGACCGCAAGAAGCAGAAGAAUAUCAAACACUCUGGAAACUUGAGUUUUGAUGACAUUAUUACCAUUGCACGGUCCAUGAGGCCAAGAUCAAUGUCACGUCAGUUGAGUGGUACAGUGAAAGAAAUAUUGGGUACCUGUCAGUCAGUUGGAUGCACAGUUGAUGGAUCAGACCCUCAUGAUUUGAUUAACGAAAUAAACGCUGGAAAUUUGGAAGUUCCAGAAGAAUGAUGACACUGUAAAGCGGUGACAAUAAAAAGAAAAUGAAAAACUCA